AUGCACCCGCGCUGCUUUGCCGACGGCAAAGUCGACGACAUGGUCGUGUGUGCAGUGCAGCACUGGGAUGAUUGCGGUUACGGCUGGCUACGUCUCGCACCCAUUUAUCUUUGCUUAUGCCUCUGGGUGCUUCUCGGUGUCGGCAUGCUCCGGCGCCACGCCGCGCUCCACGGUCUUUUCCGGAGCGACGCCACCCGCGUCCACGAACCCAUUACGCAGGGCGUUGCGAUCGCUCUCUCCCAGCGCACGUACCGGUCGCUGCGACAACAACGUUUUCAGCGCGCCGUGCGACUCUUGGCCAUGUGGGUUGAGGCCGCCGAAUUCAUUGUCGCGCCGCUGGAGCUAGCGUUUCGCGUCACGGGACAUCUGCAUGCGCUCGAGACGAUCUAUUCAAGCAUCCAGUUUGCCGGCGAGGCCGGUAACGUGGCGAUGACCCUUUUCGGUGGUAUCGCCAUGCUGGUCUUUCAUCCGUUCAAGCCAUGUCACGUAUUUCUUGAGCGCAUUGUCCACCCGCUGGCAUUGGAUUUGCUGUACAUUCCGAUGGUCGCGACGUUUCUCCGGCUCGGCACGUGCCCGAUAGAUGUCGAGCACGUUGCGUUGCCGGGCGGGAUUGUCUGCGACUGCGUCGACCACUUUGGCUACUUUUGUGCGCUCGGACUGAUCUCGUUCGUCUUGCUCUACUGCGGCGCGCUGCACCACAAGAUGCACGUCGAGCCGCUUGCGACGACCAUGGACUUUCGUUUUCAGCCAAGCUACCAGUUUUCAUCGUCAUGGCCCGGACACGUACAUGUAUGA
Saprolegnia parasitica CBS 223.65 is the source of this 795-nucleotide messenger RNA. RefSeq lists its product as hypothetical. Bases 1 to 795 code for a protein of 264 amino acids. The record is from RefSeq and is a predicted model, not a curated record. The transcript has 5 exons. Lineage: Eukaryota; Oomycota; Saprolegniomycetes; Saprolegniales; Saprolegniaceae.